Messenger RNA from Staurois parvus, 1203 nucleotides. NCBI's taxonomy places the organism in Eukaryota, Metazoa, Chordata, Amphibia, Anura, Ranidae. The record is from the annotation of a GenBank genome assembly.
AUGUCUGACUCAUUGCUGGUAAUUGUGGUAACAGGCUCUAAGAAGAAGGUACGCUGGUUUCCCGUUAGGCGACUCUUCACUCAAUCCUGUCCCAGCAUCAGGAUUCCUAGCAGGUUUUUAAGAGAAGGUCGGAGGUCCCCCCCUGCAAGAAGUGGGCAUCGAUGUGUGGCAGAUAAUACUAAUUUAUAUGUGUUUGGUGGGUAUAAUCCAGACUAUGAUGAAUCGGGUGGUCCAGAAAAUGAAGACUACCCUCUCUUUCGAGAACUUUGGCGAUACCAUUUUGCAACAGGAACAUGGCAUCAAAUGGGUACAGAUGGAUAUAUGCCGAGAGAGCUUGCAUCUAUGUCAUUGGUUUUACAUGGCUACAACCUCCUGGUGUUUGGAGGCACAGGCAUCCCAUUCGGCGAGAGCAAUGGCAAUGAUGUUCAUGUCUGUAAUGUGAAGUAUAAGAGAUGGGAAAAGCUUAACUGCGAAGGAAAGAAACCCAACCGUAUUUAUGGGCAGGCAAUGGCAAUUAUUAAUGGUUUUCUAUAUGUAUUUGGAGGGACAACUGGCUAUAUCUACAGUACAGAUCUACACAGGCUAGAUCUCUCCACCAGAGAAUGGGUUCAGCUGAAACCAAACAAUCCACCGUGCGACCUGCCAGAAGAAAGGUAUAGACAUGAAAUUGCACAUGAUGGUCAAAGGAUCUAUGUUCUGGGUGGAGGCACAUCUUGGACUGCAUAUUCAUUAGACAAGAUCCACGCUUAUAACUUUGAAACAAAUACCUGGGAGGAAAUUCCUACCAAACCACAUGAAAAUCUAGGUUUUCCAGCUGCCAGAAGAUGUCAUAGUUGUGUCCAAAUAAAAAAUGAAGUGUUUAUUUGUGGUGGUUACAAUGGAGAAGUUAUCUUGGGGGAUCUGUGGAAGCUAAACUUGCUGACAUUUCAGUGGACAAAGCUUCCUGCUAUGAUGCCUGAGCCAGCAUACUUCCACUGUGCAGCAGUUACCCCGGCUGGCUGUAUGUAUAUCCAUGGAGGUGUAGUUAAUAUCCAACAAAACAAGCGGACUGGAUCCUUGUUUAAAAUCUGGCUGGUAGUCCCCAGCCUCUUAGAACUGUGUUGGGAGAACUUGCUGAAAUAUUUUCCCCAGCUUGCUCACCUUCCCACCAGUCAGCUUCUACAGCUUGGACUGUCACAGGGACUUAUUGAGAGGUUAAAAUAA